AAGAUAAUAAAAAUGAAUCGAAGUGCAUGGAGGGUCUCCCCACAAUCUUUCCUUUUCAGUAGUGAGUAGUGAGACAGGAGCACAGAUCAGCCUCUGUUCCCUUGGGAUCUCCAAAAUCUCAAUUCCACAUUGACCGUUGAGCUGAGAGUAUCAGAUCUUUAAAAAGAUAUUUGGUGGGGUUGAUCAAUUAUCAACGGACAAUAAAUAAUUGAGCAUUUUUCUUCUAGGGUUUUGAUGGGUAGCUGUUUUCUUGUUCAGAAAAGAAGAGAAAGUACUAGAGUGGGCUAGACUCCAGUUUUUGACUCGUAAUAGGGAUAUUUCAGUUGAGGGGGGUUGCCUGUGAGUUUGAGGAUAUGGGAUGCUUUGUGUCGACGCCAACGGAUACUGGUGGAAAUAGGAGGAGACCUGGAAACAUUGGGGAGGUUUCUGUGUUUAUUCCGGGCUUUCGGAUUCCUAAACCCCUCGAUUUCUCCCAGUCACUUGGGGAUCACUUGUCUAAAAAUCUACUGGAACGUUUGACUGCUCUUAGGACCCGAAUUGUUGUGAUGGCCGGCCAUGAAGCACCAACAAUUACACGAACAAGGAGGAAGACUGCCACCCAACAUGGGGGGUCAACAUUGGCCGAUCUUCUGCAGGCACUUGAAGAUUACUUGCCCGUUCUUUUGGGAUUAGUCAAGGAUGGAAGCCAGCUACAACAUAAAGUACAAUUUGUUUGGGUUAAUCAGGAGGAUGAUGCAGAGGAAACAACCAUGUCUAAUGCUUGGUACGAGGUUUUGUCGGUUUUGCACUUGAUGGCAAUGCUAUUGUUAUCACAGGCAAACUUACUGCUUCUUCCACGAACAUCUUCUGAUGGUUAUCAGCCAAAAGUAUCAGAAGAGAGCAGGCGAGCUUCCAUUGACAUUUUCUUGAAGGCAGCAGGGUACUUGGAUUGUGCCGUAAAACAUGUUCUCCCACAGUUGUCUUCUGAACUCAGGAGAAAUCUACCAGUAGACCUAGCAGAAGGAGUUCUACGAGCACUUUGCCUGCAAGCAUUGGGGCAGGGUGUUGAUAUCCAGCUUGGAAUGGCUAUUGAUAGUACCAAGGCUACACUUGCAGUAAAACGGAGGCUUGCAUGUGAGAUGGUAAAGUAUUGGCAGCAGGCUCAAGAUAACAUUAUGAACCUUCCAUUAACUAACGGAUGGGGGGAAAAGCAUAAGCUCUAUGUGAAGUGGAAAUAUGUUGAAGCAAAGGCUACAGCAUAUUACUAUCAUGGUCUAAUACUUGAUGAAGGAAACACAGAAAAAUCUCAUGGGAUGGCAGUAGCUGCUUUGCAAGCGGCGGAUGAGUAUCUCAAAGAAAGUAAGAGGGCAUGUGAGGCCUUCAACAUGGCUCCUCCUUUGUCAAGAAAUCCACCUCUUUGGGGAACCAUGAAGUAUCUAUCUGAGAAGAUUCCUAAAGAUACUUCUAGCAAGGUUCGCAUCAACCGGGAUCUAUACUCGCAUGAAAGAAUCAUGGAGACAGCACCACAACUGCCUGAUUUUGCUUUGGCCCUGAAACCCGAUGAAUACCAACUUCCUCCAGUGGACCCUUCUUGGAACGACAACAUAAACAAGGGGCAAAGUGCCACCAACCAGCUCAAGACUGACCGAACAUAAGCCAUUGUGAUAUUUUUCUGGGGCAAAACAAGGCGGAGUAUUCUUCAAUUGUUGUGUAUCAAAAUGUCAAUGUUAACUGUCCUUUUUCUUUUCCCAAUUCUAUUGGUUUCCUUUCCCAUGAAAUAUAAUAACUUUGAUAGAGCUUUGUACAAGUCCAUGUUGUGUGUAAAUUAAGAAUUGCUGGGAAAGGGGAUGGUUUUCUUUUGUCAUAUCCCAAAUAAUGUGUAUACCUUUUUUGUUCAUUAAGGUGAGCCAAAGUGAGAACUUUCCAUUU
Messenger RNA from Vitis riparia (riverbank grape), 1908 nucleotides. RefSeq lists its product as uncharacterized. The coding region runs from base 354 to 1634 and encodes 426 amino acids. The transcript is spliced from 14 exons. The record is from RefSeq and is a predicted model, not a curated record. Lineage: Eukaryota; Viridiplantae; Streptophyta; Magnoliopsida; Vitales; Vitaceae.